Messenger RNA from Zymoseptoria tritici IPO323, 1362 nucleotides. RefSeq lists its product as uncharacterized. Bases 49 to 1149 code for a protein of 366 amino acids. Gene Ontology annotation, molecular function: oxidoreductase activity, acting on the CH-OH group of donors, NAD or NADP as acceptor; magnesium ion binding; NAD binding. NCBI's taxonomy places the organism in Eukaryota, Fungi, Ascomycota, Dothideomycetes, Mycosphaerellales, Mycosphaerellaceae. The transcript is spliced from 2 exons. The record is from RefSeq and is a predicted model, not a curated record.
GUGGAAAAAAUCCAUCAGGUCGUUAUCCGUUCUGACAAGCAUACAGCCAUGUCUCCAAUCGCCGUCUCGGACCAGCCAACAUACAGCAUCGCCUGCAUCGGAGCUGAUGGCAUUGGCCCCGAAGUUGUCGAUGCAGGCGUUCAAGUCUUGCAGACCCUCAGCGAUGCGAACGGAUCCUUCAAGCUUCACUUUGAGCACUACGACUGGUCAUCCGAGACGUACAAGAAGACUGGCAAAUACAUUCCCGAUGGAGGUUUGGAGUCUUUGAAGAAGCACGAUGCUAUCCUGUUUGGAGCCGUUGGUGCGCCGGACGUACCGGAUCACAUCUCACUCUGGGGUCUCCGCUUAGCCAUCUGCCAGCCAUUCCAGCAAUACGCCAACGUUAGGCCGACACGGAUCUUCAAGGGAACACAAUCGCCACUUCGAAACGCAUCAACAGGAGAUCUCGACUGGGUCAUCAUCCGCGAGAACAGCGAAGGAGAGUAUGCUGGACAGGGUGGUCGGUCACAUCGUGGCCUGCCGUGGGAGACCAGCACAGAGGUCGCCAUCUUCACUCGGCAUUGCGUGGAGAGACUCAUCCGAUUCGCCUUUGAGACCGCACAGAAGCGACCGAGGAAGCUCUUGACUGUCGUGUCGAAGUCGAAUGCCCAACGAUUCGGAAUGGUGAUGUGGGAUGAGAUCGCCACUGAGGUUGCGAAGGACUUUCCAGAUGUGACGGUGGACCGCAUGCUUGUCGACGCCAUGACUUGCCGGAUGGUGUUGCAACCUCAGAGCAUUGACACGAUCGUUGCCACGAAUUUGCACGCAGACAUCCUCUCCGAUCUUGCAGCCGCACUCGCAGGGUCCAUCGGCAUUGCGCCGACGUCAAACCUCGAUCCGACAAGGAAGAAUCCUAGCAUGUUCGAGCCAAUCCAUGGUUCCGCUUUCGACAUCACGGGGAAGGGUGUUGCGAACCCUGUGGCGACCUUCUGGACGGCUGCUGAAAUGCUGACAUGGUUGGGAGAGAACGCUGCUGCGGAUCGACUUUUGGAGUGUGUGGAGGAGGUUUGCGGACAGGGAAUACUCACGAGAGACCUGGGCGGCAAGGCUGGCACAAAGGAGGUCACGGAUGCGGUGUGCCGAGAGAUCAAGAAGGUCUACACGAAGUGAAAAAAGGCCGCAUCUCGCGAUCUCCAAGCAUUGAUGCAGAGUCCGUACCAGAUUUGGCAUGAAACGGCGAUGUAUACGGAUUCUACGAGGACAUCUUGGUCUCUCGCCAAGGAUAUAUCAAGCUCGUAUAUUUCGUAUCGCAUGGCGGUGAGAAGAAAGCACUUGCAGGAUUGCUAGGAAGAAUGAUGACUGCCGUACACGGCAGUAAAACUG